Molecule: messenger RNA, 3111 nt
Organism: Sebastes umbrosus (honeycomb rockfish)
Lineage: Eukaryota; Metazoa; Chordata; Actinopteri; Perciformes; Sebastidae
Gene: gjc2
Product: gap junction protein gamma 2
Exons: 2
Coding region: 766-2010 (414 amino acids)
Biological process (GO): cell communication
Cellular component (GO): connexin complex
Source: RefSeq, a predicted model, not a curated record
AGAGAGGAAGAGGUGUGGAUGUUUAGCCUAUUUUUUUAAAUGCGUGUGAAGUGUGUCACGGCUCUAUACAUGACCUUUUUUCUAAGAGUGAGCUGCUACUGCUGUUGCUGUAUAAAAGGUUAGAGGGCAUGCAGACAUUAACCUACAAGAAGCUGAGGUACAUAGAUAGAUGGAGCUGUAAAGAGAGAGAGAGACAGAGGGAGACAAAGUAAGAGAAACAGAAAGAGAGAGAGAGCGAGGAAGAGACCUUCAUCAUCUGUGUUACAAAUGUUGCACAUGAGCGUUGGGGGGGGAGGCUGACUGUGUUGCGAUUAACACGCUCCCUCAGCUGGGUGUUCAUUUCAAUCUGCAGUACGAUAUCCUCAAGUCUGAACCCUUGGAUGAGGGUCACUUGCCAGAGGAGGAUUUUUUUUCUGCCUCUCUGUUUUUUAUACUUCCUUCUUGGGCAGAAGGCUGGUGUAAUAGAAACCAGACACAAGCCAGAAUGUGAGGCAUUCACAGCGGCGAGACCUCACUUCUUCACAGAGUGGGAAAACGGAAUAAAUAGAAAGUCUAUAGUCUGAUAAGUUCUGUCGUUUUUUGGUCCGUUUUUGCCAUUCUGGGGGUUAUCAAUAAGACGGAAAAAGGCCAGGACAUUAGGAUGAAAGUGGUAUUCCAUGGAUCAGACUGUGCAGGGGAUGUCUAGAGAGGGCACAGGAGACCUUCAGGAUGGGAAAUGCAUGUGCAACUUUUCCAGAUUCUAGUUGAAAAGCUUGUUAGAGCAACAUGAGCUGGAGCUUUCUCACUCGUCUCCUGGAAGAGAUCCACAACCACUCCACCUUUGUGGGGAAAGUGUGGCUGACUGUGCUCAUCAUCUUCCGCAUUGUGCUCACGGCGGUCGGAGGCGAGUCCAUCUACUCGGACGAGCAGACCAAGUUCACCUGCAACACCAAGCAGCCGGGUUGUGACAACGUGUGCUACGAUGCCUUCGCCCCACUCUCGCACGUCCGCUUCUGGGUCUUCCAGAUCAUCAUGAUCUCCACUCCUUCCAUCAUGUACAUGGGCUACGCCAUCCACAAGAUAGCCCGAACUACGGAGGAGGAUCGCAGGAAGCACCACAGGCUCCGCAAAAAGCCUCCUCACUCCAGAUGGAGAGAGAGCCACCAUCUGGAGGAUGUCUUAGAGGAGGAGGAAGAUGACGACGCUGAGCCCAUGAUCUAUGAGGAUGCACUGGAGGUGCAGGAGGCUAAACCCGAACCGGUGAGCAAAGACCCGCGAAAACACGAUGGCCGUCGAAGAAUUAUGCAAGAAGGCCUGAUGAGAAUCUACGUUCUUCAGCUCAUGUCACGAGCUAUUUUUGAAAUCGCUUUCCUUGCGGGACAGUAUCUCCUCUACGGUUUUCAAGUCAGUCCUUCAUAUGUAUGCAACAGGGACCCCUGUCCACACAGAGUGGACUGCUUCAUCUCCAGGCCCACAGAGAAAACAAUCUUCCUCCUCAUCAUGUACGUGGUAAGCUGCCUUUGUCUCGUGCUAAACAUGUGCGAGAUGCUUCACUUGGGAAUCGGCACUUUUCGGGACACCCUUCGCAUGAAGAGGAACCGGGGCCAACGGACGACCUACGGCUACCCGUUUUCUCGGAACAUCCCGGCCUCUCCUCCGGGGUACAACCUCGUGAUGAAGACGGACAAACCCAGCAGGAUCCCCAACAGCCUCGUCACCCACGAGCAGAAUAUGGCCAACGUGGCCCAGGAGCAGCAGUGCACCAGCCCGGACGAGAACAUCCCUUCCGAUUUGGCAAGCCUACACCGCCACCUACGGGUUGCCCAGGAACAGCUCGACAUGGCCUUUCAAACAUAUCAAACCAAAAACAACCAGCAAACCUCCAGAACCAGUAGUCCUGUCUCUGGGGGCACGAUGGCAGAGCAAAAUCGAGUCAACACAGUCCAGGAGAAACAAGGAGCGAGGCCGAAAUCAGCCACAGAAAAGGCUGCGACCAUUGUAAAAAAUGGAAAGACAUCUGUCUGGAUCUAGAGAUCAAAUCUAAUUUAGUAAAUUAACAGUAAAAACUUUUAGGACUCCAGGACUGCACUGUGAAACAGCUGGAGGGUGUGUGUCUAUGUGUGUGUGUAUGUGUGUGUAUGUGUGUGCGUGUGAGAGAGAGAGAUGCAACUUUGGACAAAAACAAUUUCAGAAUUUCAAUCACUUUAGCUGAAUGAGUAGUACACCGUUUUAAGGAAUUUAAAAGAAAAAACACACAAAGAAAUUAUCAAAUCCAGUACCACAAAUGUGUGUCAUUUCGUGCUUGCCAUAGCUUCUGGACAUGGGUAUCAUGUGCUUUCUUAGUUAAACAUCUCUAAUCCCAGCUAAAAUGUCAAAAUAUAAACAGACUGCUUGGAGCUAUACAUCUGAUCUACCCUUGACUGCCGCUGAACUGGAUUAAUCUGAAGAAAUCUAACUUUGUAAGUGUGUGAUUGUACCCUCAGUCCAAAUUGGAGAAAACAUAGUGAAAAACAAAUGCACAGUGACUCAUUUCUGAAAAAUGAUGAUUAUUGUUGGAAAAAUGCAUGUUUAAUAUUUGGGGGAAAGUAAUUUUGGAUGUAGUAUGGAUGAGUGUCGCUGGAAGCAGAUUAAAUGUGAAAUAUUUUGAUAAAGAUAAUGAAGUAGGGCUGUGUCACUGUAGGCUCCUCUGGUAGGCAUCUGCUCAGUGUGAUGGUCUUCAGUCAGUGCGUGCAAAGCCUUUAUUCUAUUCUAUAUUUUCCAAAGCCUUGCAGUGUCACGUUUGAAGGGGGAAGAGGUAAGUGAAUAGAAAAUCGAAUAAUUUUCUAAACUAAAUACUGAUUUUCUGCAAUCUGAAGCAGAUGAUGCAUGCUUUACAACUGGGAACACACAGUAUACACAUAUAGGCUACAGUAGAAACCCCCAUCCUUAUAGCUAUUCAAUUAGCUCUACAUUUAUCUAAUGUUAGGCAUGUUAGGUCUUGGAGAUGGCCGUUUCAGUUUGUAUGUUUCUAAAAUUGGUUUGAGUAAUAUUUAAUCCUGCCUUCACUGUUGUCAUACUUCAAAGUGCCUCAAACUUUUAAAGACUGUUCUCGUAUUUUAUUCAUGAAGAAAUAAACUUAUUUGAAACCUCUGA